CGCGCUGCUCCGCCAUGAUCCGCGCGGGGGCGGCCGCCCUGAGGGCCUGGAGCAGGGGCCGGGGCUGGGCGGCGCUCUCGACGGCGACCCCGGCCCCGCCCGCGGCCCCCGAGCCCUGCAAGGAGCUGUCCCCAGAGCCGUCCCCGGUGCUCCGCGGUUGCUCCGUGCCCGUCCCGGCGCCGCUGGUGCCGGUUCAGGCCUGGGUGGGGUCCCUGCGGCACCCCGGGGACACCCUGAGGGGCCUGGCCGACCUGCACCCCGACGUGUUCGCUGUCACCCCCAGCCACGCCCGGGUCAGGAGCCGGGCCGAGGUGAGGGGAGGGGGCCGCAAGCCCUGGAGGCAGAAGGGGUCCGGCCGCGCCCGCCACGGCUCCGUGCGCUCGCCACUGUGGCGUGGGGUGGUGGAGAGCCUGGAGCUGCCCAGCGCCGAGCCCCGGGAGCUGCUGGAGCUGGCACGACACCGGGGAUGGGGACAGUCGGUGCUGCUGGUGGACGUCAAGGAAUUCCCGCAGAACCUCAGCGCCGCGGCCGAGGGGCUCAAAUCCAUCACCCUCAUCCCAGCCCUGGGGCUGAACGUGCACAGCCUGCUGAAGCACCAGACCCUGGUGCUCACCCUGGACGCCGUCACCUUCCUGGAGCGGCGGCUGCUGUGGCACGACUCGCGCUACUCGCCCCUGUUCCCCUUCUCGCUGCCCUACCGGGACCUGCCGGGAGCCCCCCGAGCCGGGUGAGACCCCCCUGGGUGGGAUCUGAC
This is a messenger RNA of Pseudopodoces humilis (Tibetan ground-tit), 754 nucleotides long. The record is from RefSeq and is a predicted model, not a curated record. Lineage: Eukaryota; Metazoa; Chordata; Aves; Passeriformes; Paridae.